CGCUCGCACGAAGGCUACCACAGAGAAACCAACAUGGCGGAAGCAGAAGGAAGCGAGCAGACUCCAUCUAGUGGGAUUUUACAGGAGAUUUUUACGUCUCCGUUGAAUUUAAGCUUGCUCGGCCUGUGCAUUUUCCUGCUGUACAAAAUCCUCCGCGGAGACAAGCCCAUGGAGUUCGGGGAGGUAGAGAAACCGUUGCCCAAGAUGAAAAAGAGAGAUUUGACGUUAUCGGAUCUCAAGCCAUACGACGGGCUACAAAACCCAAGGAUUCUCAUGGCUGUGAACGGAAAGGUGUUUGAUGUGACAAGGGGGAAGAAGUUUUACGGGCCAGAUGGGCCGUACGGGGUGUUUGCAGGCAGAGAUGCAUCCAGGGGCCUUGCCACGUUCUGCCUGGAGAAGGAGGCUCUGAAAGAUGAACACGAUGACCUGUCGGACCUUAACAGCAUGCAGCAGGAGAGCCUCAUUGAGUGGGAGACGCAGUUCACCCAAAAGUACGACUACAUUGGCAAGCUUCUGAAGCCUGGAGAGGAACCCACCGAGUACACGGACGAUGAGGAAGUAAAGGACAAAAAGGCAGACUAGAAAAUCCAACCAGUGCACAGAGGGGGGAAGAUAAUCCAGAUGCCUUAAUUCUCCUUGAAUAAUUUGUUCUCCCACUGCCUUGUGUUCAGGGCGUUCAGAGAAAACCCUUGUGUCUUUUAUAUGUAUGUAUGUAUGUAUUGUUUCAGUUUGGACCAGCAGAUACCUGGGUUUAUAUGCUGCCCGGAUUCUAUCAUUAACUAAAAUCCAUCAGGUUUUAGGUUCAGACUGCAGUAAUGAGUUGAUUAUACUGUAUUUUCAUGUAAAGCUGUGGAGAUGUACCUGGAUUCAGGCCAGUGUUUGAUGCCCCAAGUUGGCUUGGUAACUGAAUAUGGACCCUCAGAUUGUUCUGGAGAAAUCAGGAGCUUUGUCAGCUUUUUCUCAGACCAACUGUAUUUUUUAACAAAACAUGUCAUGUAGGCUGGGACUUGUGGGUUGAUGACCAAACAAGUUUAAAAUUUGUUCAAUUGAAAGAUAAAAACCUGCCAAAACAAUUUGACUGUAAAAUGCUGAAUUUCAGAGCUGGAAAACAUCUGCCUUGCUGUGUUAAUACCACUGAUCUAUAGUAAAAACACAUUAUAUGUAUAUUAAAUAUUAAGUAUAUUACACACAGGUAUAUGAUAGAUCAGUGGCUAAUUCUGCUGAUGUACGCAUUCCUCUCUUCCAAGGUUGGAGUCGACUGGAAUCGAAUUCAGUCAUCUCAGGAAGUAGAUUCAUUCCAAAUUCAGCUAAAAGCGAAAAGUUUUUUUUUUUUUUUUUUUUUUUUUUUUUGAUCCAGUUUAUAACAAUAUUAAUGGUGAAUUGGGGGAUUUAUCAAAGCAGGGGGGUGUAAGUUGGUUGUGGUAAACUUUUACAGAGAAGGCGACAGAAUGGUGGACCUAACUUUGAUCAGCUGUUGUAAAUAUCUUUUUGAUAAUGAUAAUGGCACAAUAGUAAUCACCUGAAUAUGCAAGUAGAUAUUUACACUACUAAAUGGAUCCUCGCCCGGAGGGUUUACUUGAUAAAUACUGUACAUCUCAUUGUCUCCUGCAAUGUUUGUGAAGAAGUUCAACUCUACGCUUCCAGCUCUUUUUAAAGUCUUUGUAAACCUCAACAGUUGACUAUAACCCAUCAGAGUAUAUGGCUGUUUUUCUGAAUUGUCCCUCAUUUUCCUCGUAACAUGAGUCUCUGUGUUGAUUAUGUUCAGUUUGUAAUCCUAUGCCGAUGCUGGAAUUUUCCUGAGGACUUCCCUCGACUUUGUCAGACAUGCUAAUACUCACAUUGAUGGUGGAGCGUGUGUUACAUCCAGCUGUGGGUCUGCGUUGAUUCAUUCGUCAGAAGGCUUGUGGAGGCUUCAGCUCAGAUGGACCUUGUCGUUUGAUGCAGAUGAACGGCUUCCUUAAAAAGACUUAAAAAUGCAAAAAUGAAAACAACAUGAAGCGCUCGUUCACAUGCAUCAGGUUCGCAAUGUUCAUGACUUCUGGUUUUGAGGCUUGUCGCUGCAGAAGUUAUUUAACUAUUCAUGCGUUUCCUUCCCACUGUGUCCACCAGUCAAGAAAAGGCGACUAAGAUAGAAAGUCAAUUUGCACUUUUGAAAAGGAGAAGCAGCAGCCGUCUCUUGAUUUCUGCUUUGAAUUUCACAAGUGACUUUUCCCAGAUGCCUUCUGUGCAAGUUAGUUCUGAUAUUUUCAACACCACCCAAGGAAGUCAGUUAUAUUUUAUUUCCAUUUAGUGCAUGUUUGCCUUCUCAUGGAUUCAAAAUCCACUGUCAUAUUAAAGAAGAAUACAUUUAGUGUAAAUUAUUUGUCCCUGCCCACACUAUGAAUUAUAUUUUUCUCAAGCUUGGUGAAAGCCGAGGAGUGGUGAUAAUUUCUUCACGAUAAAUUGAGAACAAAGCCCUUUUUUUCAGUAGUGCUUUUAGUGUGAAGUGUGGCCCCAACAUGAAUGGGUUGAGAGAUGCAGUCAGGUCCAAACAAGAGAGGGUCUGAAUGAAAAGUCCAGAUGUCAGCGAAUGAAUGGACUGGAUGACAAGGAAGGGGGGUCAGGUGGGUUGUGGGAACCUUGCAGUGGCUCCACAAAGUUUUCUGCUCAAAUCAUCAAGUGAGUGGCGGUGUUGUCUUAAGGAAAGAACGAUUUUAACGAAGAAAGAAAGAUUUAUAAUAUUUGACUUUCCAGAUUUGACUUUGAAAAAAGAGAGAUCUGUGAGGGGACUUGGUGUGUGUGUUGGUACAAUUUAUGACACACACCUUGAGGUUAAAACACUGAUCAUGCCACCAUCCCCUUUUUUAAAACAGGACAAAUCAGCCACUGGCCAUGUGCACGAGAGCAGAGUCACUGAGGAGACAUUCCACUUUGACACACUUACAUAAUAUUGACUAGAAACGUCAUGAUGCUGUGAGUUAUAAUCCUGAGAAUAUUUUGAUUUAAUAAAUAAACCUACCAAAUAAAGACUUGAGUUCA
Molecule: messenger RNA, 3018 nt
Organism: Myripristis murdjan (pinecone soldierfish)
Lineage: Eukaryota; Metazoa; Chordata; Actinopteri; Holocentriformes; Holocentridae
Gene: pgrmc1
Product: progesterone receptor membrane component 1
Exons: 3
Coding region: 34-582 (182 amino acids)
Cellular component (GO): membrane; endoplasmic reticulum; endomembrane system
Source: RefSeq, a predicted model, not a curated record